GCCCGGCCCCAACCGAUGCACUCGCUCCGCCCAAUCCAAACCCACACCCCUCGCUCCGGCCGGCCGUCCGCCGGGUCAAAAUCUGCCCCGCCUUGUGCUUGCUUGCGCGCGUCGCCAAGGCCAAAUCCACCCCAACCCAUCCAUUACCUCACCAACCAAACCCGAACAAGCCCGGUCCUCGCCCUCCAAACCCACGCUGACGCCACGGCACCGCCGGAACGCGACGCUCGAAUCGCCCGCUUAUAUUUUUCCUGGCCUCGUCUCCUCCUCGCGCGCCCGCCCGGCCCCAGCCCAGAACCCCUCCGCUGCCGAGUAUUCUAUUCCAUCCUCCCCGGGGGGGCUGAACCAAUUCAACACGCUGUGCGCUUGUGUCGGGCGGGUUCGCGGCAGCCAGGAUAUAAGCCGCGCGCGCGCGCCGCUGGUAACAGAGGAAGGUCGGGAGACGGAGCGCGAGGCCAGGCCAGUCAGUCCUCCGAUCACGCACACACAGACGCGCGCGCGGAGCGCGGCAGGGAGGAAGACAGCCGACAGCCCACAGCAGGCAGGCAGGCAGGCGGAGGCAGGGGCACGGAGCGGCCGCGCGCCGGCCAUCCACCGCCGCACAUGCGAGAGGGCGCAGCGGCGCGGAGGCAGCAGCCGCGGCGCGCACAUGCCAAGGCGCCGCGCGGGGACUCCCCUCGUGCAAUGAGUAGCGCCGCCGCGACCGCGACGUCGUGUCACCGCCUCGGGGUCGCGCUGCCGCUCUUGCUGCUGCUUGCUGCUGCCGCGGUUCUGGGUGGAGCCGAGGGGAAGGCGCACAGCUACGAGGACGCGCUGCAGAAGAGCCUGCUCUACUUCGAGGCGCAGCGCUCGGGCCGCCUCCCGCACAGCCAGCGCGUCGCCUGGCGCCACCACUCCGGCCUCACCGACGGCCUCGAGCAAGGGGUGGACUUGGUGGGGGGAUACUACGACGCCGGCGACCAUGUCAAGUUCGGCCUGCCCAUGGCGUUCACCGUGACGAUGCUGUCGUGGAGCCUGAUCGAGUACGGCGGCGACGUCGCGGACGCCGGAGAGCUCGGCCACGCGCUCGAGGCCGUCAAGUGGGGCACCGACUACUUCAUCAAGGCGCACACCAGGCCCGAUGAGCUGUGGGCUGAGGUGGGCGACGGCGACACGGACCACUACUGCUGGCAGCGGCCGGAGGACAUGACGACGUCGCGGCAGGCGUACAAGGUGGACCGGGACCACCCAGGCUCCGACGUCGCCGGCGAGACCGCGGCGGCCAUGGCCGCCGCGUCCAUCGUCUUCCGCGACUCCAACCCGCACUACGCGCACCUUCUCCUGCACCACGCCCAGCAGCUGUUCGAGUUCGCCGACAAGUACAGGGGCAAAUACGACAGCAGCAUCGCGGAGGUGAAGAGCUACUACGCGUCGGUGAGCGGGUACAAGGACGAGCUCCUGUGGGCCGCCCUGUGGCUCCACCGCGCCACCGGCAGAGCUGACUACCUCGACUACGUCGUCGACAACGCCGACAGCUUCGGCGGCACCGGCUGGGCCAUCAACGAGUUCAGCUGGGACGUCAAGUACGCCGGCGUCCAGAUCAUAGCAGCAAGGUUGCUGCUGAGAGGGGAGCACGCGACGCGCCACCGGAGCACGCUGGAGCGGUACAGGGCGAAGGCGGAGCGCUACGUGUGCGCGUGCCUGGGCCGGAACACGGAAGGCGGCGCGGACGCCAACGUGGAGCGCAGCCCCGGCGGGAUGCUCUACAUCCGGCAGUGGAACAACAUGCAGUACGUGACCAGCGCCGCGUUCCUGCUCUCCGUCUACUCAGACUACCUGGCCGAGGCCGGCGCCCCGACCGUGUCGUGCGCGGGCGGCGAGACCGUGGCGGCCGAGGAGGUGUUCGCGCUCGCCAGGGCGCAGGUGGACUACGUGCUGGGCACCAACCCCAGGGGCGUCAGCUACCUCGUCGGCUACGGCUCCAAGUACCCCAACCGGGUGCACCACCGCGCCGCGUCCAUCGUGCCGUACAAGCACAGCAAGGAGUUCAUCGGCUGCACGCAGGGGUUUGACCACUGGUUCGGCAGGCGGAGCUCCAACCCGAACGUGCUCGUCGGCGCGAUCGUCGGCGGGCCGGACCGGCAGGACAGGUUCAGGGACAACCGGGAGAACUACAUGCAGACGGAGGCCUGCACGUACAACACGGCCCCGAUGGUCGGCAUGUUCGCCAAGCUGCACCGGAUGGCGCGGCAGGAGCGGGAACACGGGUCGCCGGCGCCGGUGCCCGUGACGUCCACUGCGGCUGAGGUGUAAAUAGAUAGGAUGUAGAGCGGGGGGCUGUACAAUUUUCCCCAUUCUUUGGUUCAUUCUUUUUUGGGCUUUGAAUUUCAUUUUACACAGAUCGAGGUUAUUGUAUACAAGAAAGAAAAAGAAAAAGGGUUGGAGGCAUCGACAUGUGCAAAUGUAAAUUCACUACCAGUACAUAUGAGGAAAAAAAAUGACAUUGUUAACUUAUUGGCCA
Molecule: messenger RNA, 2500 nt
Organism: Sorghum bicolor (sorghum)
Lineage: Eukaryota; Viridiplantae; Streptophyta; Magnoliopsida; Poales; Poaceae
Product: endoglucanase 7
Exons: 5
Coding region: 16-2292 (758 amino acids)
Biological process (GO): carbohydrate metabolic process
Molecular function (GO): hydrolase activity, hydrolyzing O-glycosyl compounds
Source: RefSeq, a predicted model, not a curated record